Molecule: messenger RNA, 735 nt
Organism: Melampsora larici-populina 98AG31
Lineage: Eukaryota; Fungi; Basidiomycota; Pucciniomycetes; Pucciniales; Melampsoraceae
Exons: 6
Coding region: 1-735 (244 amino acids)
Source: RefSeq, a predicted model, not a curated record
AUGAGCGACACAAAGUUCAAUAAUAGUGCAUAUCAGCAACAUUGUCUACGCACCUCAAAAUCUGUUCCGCCUUUGCCCGUUCAGGCUCCAGUAGAUGGAAAAGAGCUGUGGAGAAUGAUGAUGGGCGAAGCUUCAUCCUUCAAUACCCCCAUUAUCCAAGUGAUCAAACGUUUAAAAGGUGAUUGUUUGUCUAAGCCUAACUCGUCCUUAUCAUCUGUUGCACUACACCCAGGCUCAGGAAGUUACAAGGUAGCAGCCCUGACGAAUAAUUUCAACCUGGCUCCGGGAGUCAAAGAGGAUGACGCGGAGGCCCUAGGUAUCAUGCCCAAAGAGAUAAAGCAACUGUUUGACGAUUUCAUUGAGAGUAGCCAAGUGGGAAUGCGGAAACCGGAUCCGAAGUUCUUUCAGUAUGCUUUGAAUCGAUUGGGUGCGGAGCCACACAGAACUGUCUUUCUAGAUGAUAUUGGGUCAGUGGCUUGUCUUUUGUUCAUGUCACUUCAAGGCGCAAAUUUCAGAAAUAUGAUAACAGAGUUGGAGUCAACUGACCGAGUCUAUUUACAUCCCUCCAAAUCCGCACACAGCAUGAACCUCAAAGCCGCACAAGCAUUGGGGAUCAAGACCAUACGGGUGGGUAUUUAUGAUGUCGACCCGGCAAUUCGUGCUCUGCAAAAAUACGUACCAGACGUAGACUUAUUGAGUUGCUGCUCUGAUCAUGCUGGAGUAUCCAAAUUAUAG